Messenger RNA from Octopus bimaculoides (California two-spot octopus), 3947 nucleotides. Its product is annotated as mitochondrial 2-oxodicarboxylate carrier. The record is from RefSeq and is a predicted model, not a curated record. Lineage: Eukaryota; Metazoa; Mollusca; Cephalopoda; Octopoda; Octopodidae. Gene Ontology annotation, biological process: transmembrane transport.
GGGUAGUGUUGGGCUUACAUAUUCCCAUAUUCCCUGUUGUUCUAGCAGCAAUAACUAAAUGGCGCAAGGGAUAUUGUUGAAACGAAAGUGAGUGAGAAGUAAAAGGGUGGACAAGACAGCUGUAUCACUGGUGGAUUCCAUAGCUGUCCUUCUAUGACGUUCUGUUGAGAUGAUAUUUCAAGCCAGUCAGCCUGCUCUGUCAGUCACUCUCACUCACUGCCUUUUUCUUACAAAAUGCUGGUAGUUAUAAUUGUGAAGACUAGCUAGGAAAAUGGAUAUAUCGUUAUAACAAUGGUUAAAUUAAUGUAGGUCAAACUUUGUUUAUCUAAACUUUCGAUGGCACAGAAAAGUGAAAAACAUAAAUCAUCGUUCCUUUUGACAGGAAAAUAGGCCGUAUGGUUAUGGAGAAUUUCUAAAUUCGGUUUCAGAUCUCGACCAGGCGGGGCCAAACGAGGUACUACAUUUAUAUAUACGUAAAUACACACACAGAUAGACAGGUAGAUAGAUAGAUAGAUAGAUAGUGUGUAUGGGAGAAUAAGUAUCCUAAAUGGAUAUGUCACACCGGGUAGUCUUUAACAAUUCGGGCUACAGGAACUUUUAGAACCAUUGUGUAAUAGUUUGAUAGUACGAUCGGUGGUUUGCUGCAAUAUCAAUAGUUGAUACACACAUACAUGUACUCUUACAUUCCCUCUCUUUCUCUCUGUUACCCUUAUUGAGAAUAGUUACUGCGCUAUCUGUUCGACUAACAAGUCAACGAAUUUCCCCACCCCUUUUAAAGUAUUUACCAUCAGUACAUUUGCAAACCGUUAUCUAACGUCACUGCGUCACAUGUGGAGGAGUUGUUCCAUCAUAGAUGUCGACUUAAUUGCUCUCGUACGCGUUCGUCUUCUCUAAGUCCGGGCUUUAUUUCACAUUGGGACCUGUAACAGAAACCGAAGGAAAAUGUCGACAACUCAUGUACCAAAUGUAUAUCUACUACCAGUGAUCCAGUUUGCAUCUGGUGGUUGCGCCGGUCUUGUGGAAGUGUCUUUGAUGCACCCACUCGAUUUAAUCAAAACAAGGUUUCAAAUUCAAAGAGGACCAGAUGAUCCAAACAGAUACACCUCCUUGUAUGACUGUUUCAAAAAAAUUUCUAGAAACGAAGGGGUUUUGACUCUAGCAGGACUAUUUUCAGGUCUCACUGAAGCUGUUAUUAUCAAUCCCUUUGAAGUGGUCAAAGUUAAAUUACAGGCUGAAAGGGACAACAUAAAGGGGCAAAAGAGUACUGUUGCUACUGCCAGAGAAAUAUUCAAAGAACAUGGAUUUGGUCGGAAUGGAUUGAAUAAAGGAUUAACAUCAACUUUAGGCCGACAUGGAAUCUUCAACAUGAUAUAUUUCAGUCUUUACCAUAAUGUGAAGAAUACAUUUCCUGAAACUGAGGACAAAGUUUUGGACUUUUUAAAGAAAUUUACUGUGGGCUUUAUUUCUGGUGUUCUUGGAUCUUGUGCUAACAUUCCAUUUGAUGUUGCCAAGAGUCGUAUCCAGGGCCCUCAGCCAGUUCCCGGUGAAAUAAAAUAUCAGAAAUGUUUCCAGUCUAUGCACUUGAUUUAUAAAGAAGAAGGAUAUUUUGCUCUUUAUAAAGGCUUAGUCCCAAAAGUUCUCCGACUUGGACCAGGUGCUGCCAUAAUGAUGAUUGUCUAUGAGCAUGUCUUUGACUGGCUGAAGAAAUUUAUCUAAUCUUAGAUUUAUAUUCUCAAUAUUUUUAUAAUUAUUCCGUGACAAAUCCCUAUUUUUUUUCUAAAUGGUGAUUGAUUUAUUCCUCCUUUUUGCUGAAUCUUUGCGUACCAGUUCCACUUUACUCAGGGAUCAGUUUAUUCCAGUGCUAAUUUAUUUGGGGAUUAUCUCACACAGUGAGAUAACCACAUACAAAAGUGAGUUAAUCACCACCUGCAACUGUGAGAUAUCCAUAUGGCAGAAAAUAGUACAUGGCUGAGAUAGUCACAUGUCAAGGUGAGAUAAUCCUACAUGCCAAUAUAAGAUAAUCACACACCAAGAUGAAAUAAAUGCAUAUCAGUGAUAUCUUAUGGCUGAGGUAACCACAUGCCAAGGGGAGAUAAUCGCUAAAUUUUAUUCAUUUCGUGAAACUUUUUUUUUAAUGUCUGUCUUGAGCCUAUACACCCAUUAUUACUCUGAUUUUCAUGGCAUUUAAGAAGCUACCAAGAGUAUAGGACCCCUCCUCUCCCACACACUGAAUGGAAUAUUAGUCCACUGCAAGUUUAACCUACUUCCUGGCUGCUGCUGCAACUACUCACUUUCAAUUGAAUGGACUGAAACCAAUGUAAAAUGAAGACCCUUGCUCAAAGACAUUAUAUUUCCCAGUCCAAAAAUUGAAGCCAGGACCUAACAUUUGUGAGCCCAACAAUGAAAUCACUUACCCAAAUGCCUUUCACUUAACAAGACUAAGAUUUAGUAAAUUUUUUGACAUUGCUUAGAGUCUCUAAUCACUUCGUUACAAUCCUAUUUCUCAUAAAAUGGAAAACUAUCUUUCAAAAAGUUUCUUAGUUUUAUGAGAAAAUACCAAUAAUUUUCCAUCCAUCCAUCUUUUCUGUCUAUUCUUGAGAAGGUCAUGUAGGUACAGUCCUCAAGCACCUCCUCCAUAGGGCCAUAAUGUGCUAUCUGAUAUAAUGAUCAUUACACUUUCCAUCUGGAUUCCAAAGCAAAACAAACUGAGACUAUGGAUAUUAUCUAACCAUUUUAUUUUUGGCCUAUCCUUAGGUCUUCAGUCAGUUGGCUUGACUUGAAGAAUCCAUCUUGCAAUUCUUUCCUGCGACAUCCUAAUCACAUGUCUGUAGUACCAGGGUUGUAACUUCUCAAUGCAGAGAAGUAGCUGAUUGACCUGGAGGGACUCCCUGAUCUCUAAGCUGUACACCCUGUUGAGUAAUAUUACUCAAUAAUCCAUCAGAGGAACCCCAUUUUGGCCACUUGUAUUUAGACUGCACUCUUUCAGUCAUUACCCAACAUUUAUGACUGUAAGUGAGGAUAGGCAGGAUGACUAAAUUAAAUUAAUUAUAUAAUUAUAUAAUCAACAAAUUACUUAAUUCUCAAAAUACUUUUGUCUAUCAAAAAUUAAGAACAAAAGUAAAUCUUAACCCAUUAGCAUUUAAUCUGGCCAUAUCUGGCCAAAAUAUUCUACUCGCUUUAUGUUCAAAUUGGCCACAUCUGACAUCUCACACCUACCCUACAAUGAUAUUUUGAACAUAAACAAUCACAUUAUUGAAAUCUCAAGGCUACAAGAUAAUCCAGAAUAAAUUCAAAAUAAUGUGAAUAUAUUAUAUUUGACAGUAUAAUCUGAACGCUAAAGGGUUAAAAUGGAUGAUUGAUUUCAUUUUUCAAACCCUUUGCAAAUGAAGUGUAUUUUCUUCCAUUAGCUACAAGUUUUAGAAUAUGAAAUAGGAUUUUAUGUUUCAAAUUGAACAUCCCUUGUAUGAGCUCACUAGUCAGGGAAGGACUGCAAUGGAUAUAGUCUCAGACUCACUUAACUGGAAUAAAUACUAAUUUCUCAUAGAAACAAGAUCUUUACAGGAAUGGUACAGUUGAUUCUGUUGAUCUGUUGAAAAAAAUAACUGCUAAAUCUCCCUUAAAUCAUACAUGACCUUCUUUUAAACAAGGAAAAAUACUAGAUUAUCUAGUCCCAUAUGUCCCUACAAAUACAGGCUGGUUAUAUGGCUGGAUUGCUUUUGAUCAUAGGUUUGCACAGUUGGAGCUGACCUGGAACUAAACAACAAUAACAGCAACUACAUCAAUUGCAAUUGUGAAAAAGCAAAACUGACCAGGGUGCAGAUUGUACUCAGAAUAUAAAUUGACGAAACUGUAUACUUUUGUAAAACGUUAUUAUUUUUUUUACUCUCUCAGUUCAUGUAUUAAUCGUUCUCGGACUAAAUAAUUAUAACUAUAUACAAAAAAGUCAA